Phyllopteryx taeniolatus (common seadragon) is the source of this 3704-nucleotide messenger RNA. It is a transcript of the gene srpk3, whose product is annotated as SRSF protein kinase 3. Gene Ontology annotation, biological process: regulation of mRNA processing; spliceosomal complex assembly; protein phosphorylation. NCBI's taxonomy places the organism in Eukaryota, Metazoa, Chordata, Actinopteri, Syngnathiformes, Syngnathidae. Gene Ontology annotation, molecular function: protein kinase activity; ATP binding. The record is from RefSeq and is a predicted model, not a curated record. The coding region runs from base 357 to 3206 and encodes 949 amino acids. The transcript is spliced from 16 exons.
GCCGGGUGUCGGGUGACAGAUAGGCUGUCAGCAGCUGUUUCGGGCUGUGCAAGCUCACAUCAAGCGCAACACACCAAGAAUAACCUGAGAGCUUCUACCACAGACACGCCACUGAGCCGGUACUGACCGGACAGUGGGGGAAAAAAUACGCCUAUUUUCACUCCGGCGAGGCUGACAGCACAACGCACGCGAAACAACACACCUCACGGGCCAGCAGAGACCGUGACCCGGUUCUGAGCCUGAUACCGUUGGGAACAACCUGACAAGCCGGGCUGUUUCCACAAGUCUGUUGAGCGAACAGAAGCUAGCUAGUAGUCAGCCUUGACAGUCCCCGCUGAUCCGCUUAGGGUUUGACAAUGCUAAUAGCAGCCUCUGCCGGGAUGGCAAGUGCAAGCUCUGCCUCCGGCACCAAGAAGCACAGGCGCCGUGGCAAAAAGCACCGCAGAGUCCGCACUGAGGAGACCCGUUCUGAUGACCUUUGUGACAGACCGUCACCCCGGAUGCAGGAUGACUUGUCAGUCACCCCCUUCACACCCAAAACAGUCCCAACUCAAGGAAGUACCACAGUUGAAGCCCAAGAAAUGACCCCCCACUCUCUGGAUACAUGCUCCCCUGACCGGGACCCCCCCACCAGAGAUUUAACAUAUACCCCUUUAGCUUCCCCCCAGUGUCCUAAAGAUGUUCCCCAGAGCGCCAUGCUCCUCCCUUGUAUCCCCCUGACAGUGACACACCUCAGCCAGCCACUUUCUAUUACACAUCACAGGUCUGCCCACAACCAGUCACUUCCCGUUACACAUGAGAGUUCUGCCCCCAGCCAGCCACUUCCUGUCCCAUCUCAGAGCCCCUCCCACAGUCAGUCACUUCCUGACCCAGGUCAGAGCCCCUCCCAGAGCCAGCCUCUUUCUGCCCUGGCUCACAGUCCUGCCCACAGCAAAUCACCUCAGAGCAGGCGUUUACUUCCAGUCCCAUCUCAGAGCCUUGCCCACAGCCAGUCACUUCCUAUCCCAUCUCAGAGCCCCACUCACAGUCAGUUACUUUCUAUCCUAUCUCAAAACCCCGCCCACAGCCAGGCACUUCCUGUCUCAUCUCAAAGCCCCACCCACAGCCAGCCACUUUCUAUGUUUUCUCAAAACCCCGCCCACAGGCUGGUACUUCCUGUCUCAUCUCAAAUUACUGCCGACACCCGGUCACUUCCUGUCCCAUUUCAGAGCCCCACCCAUAGCACUAGCCAAUCACCAUCAAGUGUCGGGAAGGAAAUGCCAUAUGAUUUUAGCGCAUGGACUCAUUUACAUUUAGAAAAUUCUAAAUCUAAUCUAGCAACAGCCAAAACCACCACCCUGUGCCCAGCAAAAGCCUCAACCACUCCUCCAUUAAACACUUCCCACCCAGACCCAUUACUGCUCACCUCUGUGACCUUCACCAACAGUGUCUCGUCCUCUCACCUCGGUUCCUCUCUGUGUUCCUCCUCUGGCACCUCCCUUUCAAACUCGAAACCUAACCCUUCAACUUCUGUGAUGUCAUCAGCGGCAGUGUGCACAUCCAUCCCACCACCGGCCAAUCUGAGCCCGCCACCUGCAGAGUUAACCCUGCCCCCUGCUCAGCUUCUAGGUUCUGAUGAUGAAGAGCAAGAAGACCCGUCAGAUUACUGCAAAGGUGGUUACUAUCCAGUCACCAUUGGGGACCUCUUUAACGGGAGGUACCACGUAGUCCGCAAACUUGGCUGGGGACAUUUCUCUACUGUCUGGCUCUGCUGGGACCUGCAGAAGAAACGCUUUGUAGCAUUGAAGGUGGUGAAGAGCGCGCCCCAUUACACAGAGACCGCACUGGAUGAGAUCAAACUGCUCAGAUGUGUGAGAGACAGUGACCCCUCUGACCCCCACAGAGAGACGAUUGUCCAACUUAUUGAUGACUUUAAGAUUUCUGGAGUCAACGGAGUGCAUGUGUGUAUGGUUCUGGAAGUUCUUGGUCAUCAGCUGUUAAAAUGGAUAAUCAAGUCAAAUUACAUGGGCCUUCCUCUGUUAUGUGUCAAGAGCGUCAUUAGACAGGUGUUGCAAGGUCUGGACUACCUGCACACAAAGUGUAAGAUCAUCCAUACAGACAUAAAACCAGAGAACAUCUUGCUGGAUGUGGAUGAGGUCUACAUCAGAAGGCUGGCUGCUGAGGCCACCAUCUGGCAGAGAGCGGGCGCCCCGCCCCCUUCUGGGUCAUCAGUCAGCACAGCUCCCAGGGACAUCCAGGUUGGUAAAAUGUCCAAAAACAAGAAGAAAAAGUUGAAGAGAAAAGCAAAGCUGCAAGAGAAACUAUUAGAGGAGAGACUGGUGGACAUUCAGAAGAUGGAUGAGGAAGACGCCACACUCACUAACUGCCUUCCAAUUGUCAAUGGCAACACUUCCUGCAAUGCAAUCAAUGACAAAGUGAGCCCAAUGUCAUCUUGUUCCUGGUUGGAGGACAGUUGUAAUGGCGACGACCCAGGGCGGUUUUCCAGCCCCGCCUCCGGCAUCUCGGGGUUCUCCAGCUGCGCGAUCUCAGGCACAUCGGAAUCGACUCUUUCCACACAUUCAGGAUACUCCAGUGGACAAGACUUGUUUUGCGCAUCAGACUUCGUCGUCAGUCCUCUUGACCCUCACAACGCCGACAAGUUGCAAGUGAAGAUUGCUGAUCUUGGAAAUGCUUGCUGGGUGCACAAGCAUUUCACUGAGGACAUUCAAACAAGACAGUACCGGGCCCUGGAGGUUUUGAUUGGAGCUGAGUAUGGACCUCCUGCUGACAUCUGGAGCACUGCCUGCAUGGCAUUCGAGUUGGCCACUGGUGAUUAUUUAUUUGAACCUCAUUCAGGCGAAGAUUACACUAGAGAUGAAGAUCACAUUGCUCACAUCAUCGAACUGCUGGGCUCCAUCCCUUUGCCCUUCGCCUUGUCUGGCAGAUACUCCAGAGAAUAUUUCAACAGACGAGGUGAGCCCACCCAUGCGUCCUUAGCGUCUGUGUACAAUGUCUCACAUAUGACCUGUAUGUGGGGAUCAGGUGACCUACGCCACAUCUCCAGCCUGAAGCCGUGGGCUCUGUUCGAGGUCCUCCUGGAGAAGUACGAGUGGCCACUGGACCAGGCCGCUCAGUUCAGUGACUUCCUGUCCAGCAUGUUGGAGCUGGAGCCCGAACGCAGGGCGACCGCCGCCGAGUGUCUACAGCACGCCUGGCUUCAGCAAUGAUGCGCACGUGUGUGAGAGGUGUCAUGACGGCAUGUGUACCCAUGAAAGGGCCUCUUUGCUUUACUGUCACUCACCGGAAGUGUUACCACAACCUCCCAACAGGGUGUGUUCCAAACACGGCAGCUGCAUCACACUCGUCUUCAUGUGUCUUCAAACUUGAUGAAGGUACCUUUGUGUCUGCCAUGUUGUCUUGUGUAAAGGUCAUUUGACACACGACGAGCCGCUCACGUACACUUUUGGAACGCACCUGAGUGGACUUUGCCCCUUGUUUUCUGCUGUCGUUCUGCAACUUUGCUGAAUUGUGUUGAUUGAGCUUGGUUUUUGUGACCACUGACAUGUUUGGUGUUUAGAUGAGCUUCCUGUCAUGAAUAUUGAGUGCCUUCAAAUCAGCCCUGAUCCUCGACCGCCUCACAGUGAUUUUUUGUUUUUUUUUCUACCAAUCCACAUUUUGUGUGAAAUUGUUCUUCUGUACAAAAAUAAACUUUAAAGAACCACUGA